Messenger RNA from Gadus macrocephalus (Pacific cod), 5477 nucleotides. RefSeq names its product RING finger protein 223. Gene Ontology annotation, biological process: protein ubiquitination. The transcript has 2 exons. The coding region runs from base 1943 to 2740 and encodes 265 amino acids. The record is from RefSeq and is a predicted model, not a curated record. Gene Ontology annotation, molecular function: ubiquitin protein ligase activity. NCBI's taxonomy places the organism in Eukaryota, Metazoa, Chordata, Actinopteri, Gadiformes, Gadidae.
UACUUUGUCCACCUGUGGGGGCGCAGAGACCAACUGGCCACCUGUCCAGGAGCAGAUAUUAAAAAGAGAUCAAACAUUUGUUGAAAUGCUGUCCACACAUCAACCAGUGAAAGCCACGCAUUGAUGAGGACCAGAGGGUCUGAACGCCAGGUCGACCCCCCUCGUCAAGUCUGUGUGCACGCGGGGCGGCGUCACGCGGCCUGCUCUCCGACCAAUCGCAGCGCAGCAUGCGGGAGGACUCUGCGGCUGAUGUAUAAUUAUUCCCAACAAAGCCUCCUGUGUCCUCUGAAGGCAACUCCUCCACAAACAAUCCCUCAACAGCUGAUGAUGGGGUGGCGGGGACGGGACGGGAGGGGUGGGGGGGGCAGUCGCCAUGGUUACAGGAGCUGGGUGAUCCCGGUUGGUCGAUGCUCCCGAGCCGGGUAAAGGAGGCGCUGGAUAAACUUCCUGUGUGUGUUUCGGUUAUUGGAUCCAACCUCUAAUGUUUGCAGUGCCAUGGCCAGGGCCUGAUUAUAUGGUGGCAUAAUAUACUCUUCAGACCGCAACCCCGGAGGCGUUUAAUGGUUCAUCCUGAGCAAACAGAGAACGAUACGACUCUUUUGUAAUAUCAGAAACACUGUACCUGAAGCAACACGUGCUAAUGGUUUGGUGGUGUAUGUCUGUCUUUUAUACGUUCAUUUCUGUGGAUUUUAUUGUUUGAUUUUACGGUGCUUUGCUCACCACCUCAAGAGAACAGCAAACACAUAUUCAGCCCUGUGCCCUGACUGAGAACUUGAACUAGCCCCAUUGUAGUUUAACCUUAACUGUUCAAUUCUGACCUUUUUCUGCCGCUGUGUGGAGCAGCGUUGAGACGUACUAGGUCUAGGAAGUCUCACGGUAGCCUAAUGAGCUAAACACAGAACCAGUGUGUGUGUGUGUGUGUGUGUGUGUGUGUGUGUAUGUGUGUGUGUGUGUGUGUGUGUGUGUGUGAAUGGCCGCAGAUGACGGUCACACAGGUAACCAGGUGUUAAUGUGCACAGGGCCCACAACAAAGGGAGUGUUUUGCAUGCAAAGUCACCUCUGCAGGUCAGAGCGUACCAGACCAGUAAAACUGAUUCAGGUAGACGGCAGUGUUCCCAGGACAACGAAACACCUUCCUGUUGACACCUGGAGGCAGACAAAGGGUCUGGAACCCAACGUUUUUUCUCUGGGGGGUGGGGGGGGGGGGGCGGGGUUUAGGGUUUCAAUCAUUUCAAUUCAAGGCACCAUCUUGAUUCUUCCUGACCAAGUGGUGUGAACACAAAGAAAACACAAUCUCAAUCGGCCUCGCCAGGAGUCAAUGAGGUGACCCACAUUACCUGAACACCCGCCCCCCUUUCCUUCUAUUGGCUGAGAGUACGGAGCCGAGACGGGCUGUCAUGCUAAAAACGAUAACCUGUUGUCUCCACUCGCACGUGAAGUCAUUUUAAUGAUGCACCUUAAGCCUUCAGGGGGAACGGAAGGCCUCACAGCUCCAGAACGUUCUGCAGCCCAGAUCAUGAAUCAUUCAUGGAUUCAUGACUUAUAGCACAGCAUGGUUCCUUGGCCUGCUCUGCAUGGUGAAUUAAAUAAAGAGAGGAGGAGGGCCAUAGUGCAGGGGUAGAGGGACUUUGAGCUUGUUGAAAGGUGUCCAGACGGGACCUGAAUCCUGUCGGCAUGACGGGAUUACUGCACGGGUCGUUGCCGGGUCGCAAGCCUCUCGCCCGGAAGUUCAUAAUUUGCAGCGUGGAUAACUAAUCUCCAUUCUUUCCAUCUGCAGACCCCACCACACCCCCCACCACCACCACCACCACCACCACCACCAGCACCACCACCACCACCAGCGCCUGAGCGAGAGAGCGAGAGAGAGAGAGAGAGAGAGAGGCGAGGGAGAGAGCGCGCCAUCCCGCCAGCAGAGGGAUCCAACGUCCACCGCCUCCGAGCCAUGGACCAGCCACAGCAGGUGUGGAGCACCCAGCUGGACCCGGGCCCCGGCGAGGCGGGCCCCAGCGGGGGCGACGGCGACAGUCGCGCCUCGGUGUGCAGCCAGCCUGAGUGCUCCAUCUGCUUCAACACCUACGACAACGUGUUCAAGACCCCCAAGAUGCUGGACUGCACCCACACCUUCUGCCUGGAGUGCCUCUCCCGCCUCAUGGCCGUGACGGGCGCCCCCGACCAGGGCCAGGGCGCCGGGGGCGGGGCCGACGGGAGCGCCGGCCCCGCCCCCGGCGCCGGGCAGCUCUCGUGCCCCUUCUGCCGCCAGCACACCACGCUGUCGGAGCUGGGGCCCCCGGCGCUGGCCACCAGCAGGGAGGUGCUGUGCAAGCUGCCGCGCCACCAGCAGCACGAGGAGCCCGUGUGGCUGGAGGGCGAGAAGCUGUGCUACAAGAGCCCGGACCCGGACGCCGGCAGCGCCCAGAGCGCCGGCCGCGGCCCCUCCUCCUCCUUCUGCAUCUGCAUCGACAUCGGCGCCAACAAGGCGGCCGAGGCGGCGGCGGGCCAGCGGCGGCGGAGCCCGGGGGUGUUCGAGCGCCUGAACGACUGGAAACGGCUGCUGGUGUUCGUGCUGCUGGCGUUGGCGCUGGUGGUGGUGCUGCUGUGGCCCCUGCAGUGCAUCCUCACCACCGGCAACAUGCACUGCAAGACCGACAAGCACGUAGGCGGCGACACCCCCAGCCCCACCCCCCCCCCAGCCCUGGCCCUCAGCUCCUUCGGCUACACGACCGCCGCGUCCCACCGCUGAGGCACCGGGGGCGGGGGUCGGACGACCGGCGAGGGGGCUCUCUCGACGCGGUGAGAAGCGACGCACGUUCAGUGCAACGGAUGUGGGGAUGGUGGCCGUGAUUCAUCUCAACGGAGGCCCAUCGAGUGAUGUCACCAUGGGAAGGUAGGACAGGGACACAGGGAGGGAGAGCCACAUGGGACAGAGUGUCAGAACGCAGUGCUGGAUCACACACGCUGGGCGGAAGAAUUAUGUAUUUAUGUGCCAGGUACCUGCACUUUAAUUCACUGUGAAUGGAUGGACGAAUGGCAAAUGUUUUUCUCUCUACCACACGUGGAGCCUAUUUCUAUGUGACAGGUCACGGACAGAAACGGAGCAGACUGAACUACCGUCUUGUCAGAGGCAGUUUACACAACACCAACUAAAGUUGACCGUUGAUUUCAGAAUUUGAACCACAAACCUAAUGACUGUGUACAAGCCAAAUUUGUAACAAAUGUGAACUAACAAAAGGAAAAUGUUCAGAAUUUCUACAUACUUUUUCCUUCCCAUUUCUAAAAAAAAAAUCAAUCUUGUACUUGGGUGACAAUCGGAAAUUAAAAAGUGUAUAUAUUGUGUAUAUUUGAUUUGUGCUUUUGUAUUUGAUACCUGAAUUGUCAUAAUAAAACAAAACAACAAGUGAGAAAGUAUGAGUACACUUAAAUCAUCAGCGUUGGGGUGCCUAUAGGGACUGGCUGGCACCCCAACGUCGCUCUGUCGACUUUAUGGCCGUAGUUUAUGACUUGUCUGCUCUGUGUGUUUUGGCAAGCGGCCAAGCCUUCCUUGAUCCUAAUCAAAGGUUUGUCGUCCCGUCAGAUCCUGUAAAUGGUUUGUGGGGUUUCUCCACUGGUUAAACUGUGACAAAGGGCUGAUAAGGAUAUAAUUACAUUUCCUGAAGAACUGAAAUUCGGGAAGAGGUGUUCAGACAUAAUAAAGAGUCUAUUUCCUCCUACUCCUUCGCUAAUUCGCCUCAAAAAGCUGUAAAAAAAAAAAGGGUUAGAAAUUCUUUUAUUUUAAAGAUAUUUUUUUAUUUAUUUAAUUUUGUAAAAUAUUGUUAUUUGGGAAACAAUGCUGUAGGCCUACACCUUUUUUAGUUUUAGUAUUUUUUCUGCUAGUUUAAGUUUGUAUGUUUGAGUUGAGAUAGAAACAUUUUAAAAUGAUCAGUAAUCUGUGUGCAUUUCCCUUGAUAACCAAGCAAGUAGACUCAUGUCACCAUUUGUUUAUCAUAUCGCAAUCGCAAUAUUGUCCACGAUAAUCGCAAUAUGACUGUUUCACCAAAUCAUGCAGCACUACUUACAAGUAACAAAAGUAGAUUAUUUCAUGAUUCACCUUUGAUUUAAAAGCCUCCGUCAUAACGGUGAUGGUAUUUAUGAUAAAUUACUGAAGCUCAGGUGGUCCACCUUCCCAAAUAAAGCUGUAGUUGUUCCAAUAUAGAUUUUUCUUAAAUGGGACCAGUUUGUUCUGUUCUGACAGAUCCACACAAAAGACCAUAACAGAACCUCACAGAAAACGAUUUAAUAAUGACCAUUUAGCUCAUGUUUUCAGCCUAUCCAGAGCCGGCGAACUGAAUUCAGAGAGAAGACUUUGGGGUCAGGCACCUUUCUCAAGGAUGCCUACAGCUAGCCUGCAGAUGUUGGGGUUCGAACGUUUACACUCAGAACCUUUCGGUUUAGAGUUAAACACUCUGACCAGAACUAGACUCUCCUGCCCUGAAUAGCACAAGGAGUCUGCUAACAGAGAAAGAGGUCGUUUAGACAUAACAUUGCCUUAAAGAUUUAUUUUUCAUUUAUCGUCAUCAUCACAUCAGCAUUCGUUGCCCGUACGAAGAAGAAGGCUUUGGUGCCGGAAGGAGGGCGCCAGGACCGGGCUAGGAGUGGAAGCUACUACCCCCCCGAACACAACCUCUCAACCGCUCACAUUGUGGGCCUCAUUCACCUGGCAGCCAUCUUGGUUCCAUCUUGAACGUGAACGCCCAUUGGCUAGCGUUUAGAGCCAAGAUGGCAGCUAGCUGAAUAAGACCCAUCGCAACUAAUUAGAUUAACGACUAAAUAAUAACAACCAUAAUUAUAAUAUUAACGAUACAAAAAAGAUAAAAUAUCAUAUUCAAGUAAAUUUAAGAACGAGUGAGAUUGUUAAAGUUGACCCCCAGGUUCACUGGUUUAACUUCACAAAGUCAGAAAAGAACAAUAAUGGCUCACAUCAUAGAAAACGCAUGAAUGGAUAAAACAAUUAACAAAAGUAAAAAUUUAAAAUACGAGAAGAGAAAUACAACACUGGUGGUAUAUAUCUAUACCUAUAUAUAUAUAUAGAUAUAUAUAUCUUUAGUGCACAUCCAAAGCAGCCCUCGGGUCUUACCCAGAAGGCAAGCCUCGUGCGAGAGCUACAGCAGUUUCAGACCGAUUCUUCAAGUAUCAAAGUGUCAAUGUUUAACCACAUUAAUGUUUUACAACAUCAAUGUUUAACCAAAUAUAUCUGUCAAUGUUUCAACGUCUCCAACAUAACGUGUUUUUGACCCACAUAUGCAGAGUGAAAGACGAAAUACAAAAACAUUCCUGGCGACACCCGCAGCAAGUGAGACCUUAUUGAGAGGAUUAUUCAGACCAUGGAAGGACGGUUCAAGUGUGUGUGUGUGUGUGUGUGUGUGUGUGUGUGUGUGUGUGUGUGUGUGUGUGUGUGUGUGUGUGUGUGUGUGUGUGUGUGUGUGUGUGUAUGUGUGUGUGUG